Messenger RNA from Darwinula stevensoni, 2057 nucleotides. The record is from the annotation of a GenBank genome assembly. NCBI's taxonomy places the organism in Eukaryota, Metazoa, Arthropoda, Ostracoda, Podocopida, Darwinulidae.
CACGGGCAUUAUUAACCCAACUUCGCCUGCAUCUACACAUUGAAAGUACGCUGAGCGGAAGGAGAGAGAGAGAGAGCCAGCUCGGUUCUCUCUCUUCCAGUGCUGCUCGCUUUCGGUGUUCGGGCCACAAUCAUCAUCAUCCUGGAGACGAAACCACUUAGGUUAGGGAAUGCUGGAGUGUCUCCGGCAUCGCCGGCAAGCUCAGGAUCUCCAUCCCCAUCACCGACGACUCCAGGCAGCUAUAAUGCUCCUCCAGUCUCCCACUUCAACCACAAAAUGGCUGGGAUCCCGUGCGUGGCGGCCGCAUCCCGAUACACGGCUCCCGUCCACAUCGACGUCGGAGGCACUAUUUAUACGUCCUCUCUGGAAACCCUCACCAAGUUCCCUGAGUCUCGGCUGGCGAAGAUGUUCAACGGGACCAUCCCUAUAGUUCUGGACUCCCUGAAACAGCAUUAUUUCAUCGAUCGAGAUGGAAAGAUGUUUCGCCACAUUCUCAACUUCAUGAGGAAUUCCCGGCUUGUACUUCCCGAGGGAUUUGAUGAAGUCGACAUUCUCCUGGAAGAAGCCAAUUUCUUCGAGAUCCCGCGUGAGUCUCCCCUUCACAGAGCCUUCUCAGUCUGCUCAACGAUGAUGAAGCAACUGGAGGAGUACAAGAAACAGCAACGGGGGAGGUCGCUGAAGAUGGAGGGCGUUGGAGUGGCGAACGAGAAGAACGGGACACAUAAAGGGAGUUCCCUGUUGCAUCAACGAUCUACGUCCAGUUCGGACCUGAGCACCAGUGGCCCCGGUGAAGGAAUCGAAUGUGUGGCGUUGAACAUCUGCCCCGAUCUCGGGGAAAGAGUAAUGCUUUCGGGAGAGAGGUUGAUUCUGGAGGAGAUAUUCCCCGAGAUCGGUCAAGCCCUCCUGGAUGCACGGCAGAGUGUGGCCUGGAACCAGGACGCUCGACAUGUCAUCCGCUUCCCCCUCAACGGAUAUUGCAAGAUCAACUCCAUUCAGGCCAUUAAAAGACUCCUUGGUGCUGGGUUCCGGAUCGUAGCCAGUAGUGGUGGUGGCGUCGAGGGACAGCAGUUUUCCGAAUACCUCUUCUGUCGGAAAUCUACUCCACUAUGAGAUGCCAACAUCUUCACUCCCCAAUUCUCCCCCUUUUGACCUUGACCUUGCAUUAGCAUGCUCUUUCACCUCAAUGUUGAGUCUCGUCAGGAAAACCAAUCACAUCAAAGUCCGUGUGCCAAAUGGAGGACCUGAAGCCCUCGCUUUUCGUGCAAACGCGCUUGUGUCGUUAACACCAUCGGAGUCCCUUAGGGUUGAUAGAAGGAAACAGAGAGCGAAAAGAAAGUUACCUCAUUAAUUUUUUCCCCUAUUAGUUUUUACCUAAUAUGGAGAUAACUGCUGUACUUGAUUGUCUUCGUCUUGCCUAAUCUGCUUGUUGCUCGAGGAGCUUCUUGAGCCCUCUUUUGUCUUAGUCACUGAGAGACGUGUAGUGUAUGAGCGUCUCUCCCCAUUGGCCUGAUUGCUUCUUUUCUCCUAGUGCAAUUUCAAAGUUGACCCAAGUUGUGGCUCUGGUGUAAUCAAAGAUUUGCCGGCAUUAUAAUUUUUUCCAGCUACAGAUAACCAACGCGGCUUUCUUUUCGACUCCUGACAUUUCCAAUCGAGUGCAAAAUGUGAGAAAAUAUUUAAAACCGUUUAUUUUUCAUACCUCCAUACUACUUUUCCCCCCCUUGACUCAGUUAUUACCUAGUUAAGACUUACGAAAGGCUAAUGCUAAAAGGUCUAUUAGAAGUAUUGCUUUCUGGUUUUACGCUUACACGUUGACAUCGAUAUGCGUGUGAAGAGGCCAGCUGCAGACUGAUUUUUUCUUUUGUUGCCCAAGGUGCUUUGACAUUGUGCCAAAUCUGCAUUCAUGGAGUAGACAUCCUAGUUGAUCUCAUGAGAUGAGGAAGUCCAUGGAUUCAGAAUCUGGAAACCACCACAAUAUGGAGUGCGGAACUUUUUUUUCAAGUGCCAAUUUUUUUCGCCUCAGGAGGGUGCUUAUAUUACAGAGAGACAGAGUAAAAGCC